Molecule: messenger RNA, 1331 nt
Organism: Haliotis rubra (blacklip abalone)
Lineage: Eukaryota; Metazoa; Mollusca; Gastropoda; Lepetellida; Haliotidae
Exons: 4
Coding region: 12-506 (164 amino acids)
Biological process (GO): protein dephosphorylation
Molecular function (GO): protein tyrosine phosphatase activity
Source: RefSeq, a predicted model, not a curated record
CUUCUGAUGCCAUGCCAAAGGACGUUGGCACGUCGUUGACAUUUGGAGAGUUUCACGUGACCUUGAACUCCGUUGAUGACGUUUCUGUAGGAGUGACGGGGAUGAAACUAACCAUCGAAUCAAAGACGAUGCAGACAUUUUGGGACAGCGGAUCAGGUGUGGCGUCUAUCGUCAACUACAACUUCAACUCCCCAUCUACAGAACGUCACUUUGACAAAGCCAAUCUCCUGAUGCUCGUAGAGAUCCUGACUGAACGUCAACACAUCAGUGGGCCCCAUCCCGUCAUACUCCAGUGUCGAGACGAUCCCAGGAAGUGCAGCCUCUUUGCUGCUGCAGUCAGUGUGCUGACCAGCCUGAGACUGGACAAGGAAGUGGACAUCUACUUGACAGUCAGGGAGAUACAGUGUAGAAAUGGGCAACCCAUCACCUGUGUGGAGGACUACAGAUACCUGUACGAGUUGGCCUGCCAGCAGGUGCAGUCUACAAACACAUUCGCCACCAAAUGAUGGACACCACGAUUCUCUUUAUAUGCUCAUUCAGUGUUCAGUGUUACAUGUGGAAUUGAAGAGGAAUUGGUCACACGCACCGAUAUAUUGGAAUAUUUCUAAACGCGGUGUAAUACCACAUUCAUUAAAAUUAUUGUUUUCCAUCUAAAUUAUAUAAAACACUGUUUGUUGUUCCAACCUUCGGUUUACUAUUGCUUGUCCACUGUUAUGUAACUUUCAUCUUUUAGAAACAUCCCAGUCAUACAGGAAAUACCUUCCUUGUUCAAAAUUCUGUACAUUCGAAAUCUACUUCCAAACCUUUGACUGAAAAUUGACCAUGUGAAUGGUAAGAUAGUUUUAGCAUGUGCAGGGAAUAAUAAAGGUAUUAUAUUUAUGUCAAAAUAUAUUUCUGAAACAUUUUCACAAUGGUUAUGCAAACACAGUAUUUCAGAUACGUAGUUGUUGUUGUAUAGCGGUCAAGAUAUUCUUACAUUUUCAUAAUAACAUUUUACUACUUUUUAUCAAUUUUGUUUCACAAAAUACGUUGUAUACGUAAACUUUGUUUUCUGAAGCUUGUUUUAAUACUGAACUGUUCACUGAUACAGUCACCGCUUAAGAGGCAGUCUCCUAAAACUGAAGUUGGCUUCUUACGGUUAGUUUAUAAUAUGAUUCAUUACAUGUAACACAUCCGUGCUUGGAGACAACGACUUCGAAAGUUAACAAUAUCUUUUCACCUUUAAUGAUUCAACGGUAACAGAUGCUUUGAGAUUAUCUCAUAUAUGUGUCUUUAAGUGAGUGAGUGAGCGAGUUUAGUUUUACGCCGCACUCAACAAUUUUCCAGCUAUA